AUCGCGAUCACGUGCGGUCUGUAUCUGGAGAUUCCGCCACAGCCGAGGCUUCCUGGCGGCGACGACGCGCGUACGAGCCCGCUCCGUGUCUUCGUAGCCAUCAAUACAUUGGCCCGGCCUGGGAGUACGUGUUACACCGUGUCCACCACCGCUGCGUCUACAGGGGCGAGCGAGGCGCAGCGAAUCAAGUGCUGAGCGCUGAGCCUCGCCAUCACAUACCUCCGUAUGACAUGAAACGCUAGUGUGGCGAUGCCGGGGCAGUGAUCGUAUAUUUAAGGUCGGAGACCGGUCCUGCGCUCGUCCUGGUCGCCCUCUCGGCCAGUGACGACCUUCGUUUUCUCCUUCGCCAGGGCAGAGCCCUCCUGUUUUUCUGCUUCUUCUUUCGGUCGGUCUUGAUGGCUGCUUUUAACGUUACGCUUGACGAUUCUUCGCCUCUCAUAACUUAUUCGCCUUCUAAUGCGUGGACGGACACACCUGCGAACGACACCACCGCUUCGCUGUACUUCGAUUCCUCUCUGCACACCACGUCCACUAAGGGUGCUACUGCAUCCUUCGCAUUCAACGGCACUGGUGUCUGGCUCUACGGCGGUCUCAGGUCGAACUAUGGCUCCUACCAGCUUUCGGUAGACGGAUCAAAGGUGGCAAGUGGUAGCGCGAAAUCGACAACGACGCAGUUAAAGCAUAUCCUGGGCGGAACGUCUGGUCUGCGGAUGGGGGAACACACGGUCUCUCUGACGAAUGAGGGCGGAGGUCCUGUCGAUAUUGACAGUCUUGUCUUUGAGACGAAGGCCGGUACUGCUGGAGGCAAGGUGUUAAAGACCAUCAUCGACGACGCGAGUACCAAUGUCAAAUAUGGCCCUCAGUCUAACAGCUGGAGCACUACGAACGGAACCAGUUACUACGACAAGACCUUGCACUACUCCGCCACGAAUGGAGCCUACGCAUCGCUCUCUUUCUCCGGAAAUGCUGUGGCUAUCUAUGGUACCGUCGAUCCGACCCAUGCCAACUACACAGUCACUUUGGACGGCGUCAAGUCGCAGCCGGUCAAGGCUAGUAACGUUCGCACAUUCCAUACGCAGACGCUUCUGUACUUUGCUCAGGGUCUCGAGUCGAAGCAACACACUAUCACGCUGACUGGGAAUAUGGGGACGAACUCCAGCCAGUACUUUGACCUCGACUCCUUCACUGUGUACGGUGCUGCCCCAAACGCCACCUCUAGCUCCAGCUCUAGCGGCGCACCAUCCUCCACGGGUAGUACGAACCCCACGAACAACAACAACGCUUCUAACAAUGGAACGGUUAGUGCGAACACGUCGAACGGCUCUACCUUGUCCCAGGGCUCUCUCAUUGGCAUUGUCGUCGGCUCCAUCGCUGCUCUCUUGCUUUUGCUCCUCGGUCUCUUCUUCUACAUGCGCCGGCGCCGUGCCCAGGCGAAGGUCGGGCCACGCUCGGCCAAGCCCAGCACCCCGUCUCCCGGUAUCCCGAUCCAGAACCCCCCAGACCUCGAGGCGGCAUACGACUACGCCCUCCGCGAGAAGGAGCUCUCUCCGGAGGACCUGCGGCCGUCCAUUGACAUCAUUGGCCGGCCGUCGGCGGACUACUACGCGCCCAAGACCGUCACGGCCAAACUGGUAGCGUUCCCCGUCAGGCCGUCGUACGACUCAGACAGGACGCUGCGCAACGAGAGGCAGCCGCAGCCACAGCCGCCACCGCGCAAUGCGAGCAGGCCGGAUCAGGUCCCGACGCUGGUGGUGCACAAUCCGCCGCCUGAGAGUGGCCACGUACGCACUCCCUCGGAUGCGUCGACGGUUGUCAACGAUGAGGUGGAAUUGGGACUUUCCGAGAUCAUCCUCAGUCCGUCGAAGUCACAACGGAGGCCGCCUCCGUCACCAAGGAGUCCUCGUCCAAGACCUAGCAGAGAGGAGCUGAGAGCCACUCAGGGCAGUGUUCUCUCGUACUACUACCAUGAUCCAUAACGUGUGGGGUAACUGUUCGAUUGCUGGUCUUGGUGAGGUGACACCGUACCACAGGCAGAUAGGCCCGGGCGACAUCAAAUGUCACUCACUGUUCAAGUUCAGCGGUAACGGAUGUCGUUAACGGCUCUCAUGCUCCGUCCGAACGUUCUCAG
Rhodofomes roseus is the source of this 2128-nucleotide messenger RNA. RefSeq lists its product as uncharacterized. The transcript is spliced from 9 exons. Lineage: Eukaryota; Fungi; Basidiomycota; Agaricomycetes; Polyporales; Fomitopsidaceae. The record is from RefSeq and is a predicted model, not a curated record. Bases 396 to 1976 code for a protein of 526 amino acids.